AUGUUUGUUGCCUGUGUCAUUGUGUUAUUGGCUGUCGUGCUGUACCUAUCCCUCACACAAACUGAAGGCAUUGUUCAGCCAAAUCUCCUGGUGACGGCUCAGCUCGGAGAGAAUGUCACUCUGCAGUGCUUCCCUCCCAAAGACAAAACUUCUUUCUUAUCGUGGUACAAGCAAACUGUGGGACAGAGGCCUCGGCUCAUAGGGACCUUAUACGAGUAUAAGCAGGAGGCCACCUUCGACAAUGAGUUUAAGGAUAACCCACGCUUCUCAGUUCAGAGGGGCGAAGGAUGGUUUGACCUGACGAUCUCAGAAACGCAGCCGUCAGACUCAGCAAUAUAUUACUGUGGAAGAGCAUAUCUAUAUACCCUAGACUUUGGACAAGGGACCUUUUUGUUUCUUAAAGGCUCAGAGUCUAACAGCAAGACAAUAGUGCAGCAGCCCGUGUCUGAGCCAGUGCAGCCAGGAGACUCUGUGACUCUGCAGUGUACAAUAGACACUGAGACCUGUGCAGGAGAACACAGUGUGUACUGGUUCAGACAGGGCUCAGGAGAGUCCUCUCCAGGAGUCAUUUACACCCAUGGAAACAGGAAUGAUCAGUGUGAGAGGAGCUCUGGGGCUGGGUCUCCUACACAGAGCUGUGUCUACAAGCUCCCCAAGAGGAACCUCAGCCUCUCUGAUGCUGGGACUUACUACUGUGCUGUGGCUGUCUGUGGAGAGAUCCUGUUUGGGAACGGGACUAAGCUGGACUUUGAAGGUGAAUAUGCUGCAAAGAUAUCCAUGCUUGUCUGGCUCUCCAUCAUAAGGACUGGAGUCCUCUCCUGCGUUGUGGUCAUAUUUGCUCUUCUCUGCUGUAAACGUUAG
Messenger RNA from Megalops cyprinoides (Indo-Pacific tarpon), 861 nucleotides. RefSeq lists its product as uncharacterized. Gene Ontology annotation, biological process: response to bacterium. Lineage: Eukaryota; Metazoa; Chordata; Actinopteri; Elopiformes; Megalopidae. The coding region runs from base 1 to 861 and encodes 286 amino acids. The record is from RefSeq and is a predicted model, not a curated record. The transcript has 5 exons.